AUGAACAAGCUACUGGUAAUAACUACCGGCUCUGUUGCAACCACAAAAGUUCCCCAAGUCGUUCAGAAGCUAUGUGCGGACUACGAGAUACACUUGGUCUUAACUGAAGCCGCCAAACGGUUUAUAAGCGGUAAAGAGGCACCCUUUGCGUGUCAGCUUGCCGGUGAAGCGAACAUAUAUGAAGACGAGUUGGAGCAGCGUUGGCAAAGAAAAGGGGAUGUGGUGUGGCAUAUCCACUUGACUACCAUAGCAGACGCCCUGGUCGUGAUUCCGGCCUCCGCGGACUUCCUGGCCAAGAUUCGUCACGGUUUAGCCAACGACUUGGCCUCCUGUUGCGCCCGCGCGUGGGACUUCUCCAAGCCGUGCAUGGUCUUUCCCUCUAUGAACACCAAAAUGUGGGAGCACCCGGUAACCAAGGAACAUCUGGAUGUCCUCCAUACCUGGGGGUUCCAGGUCGUGCCGCCGAUCUCCAAGAUGCUCGCCUGCGGUGUCUUCGGCAUUGGCGCUCUCCCUGAGAUUCAUGACUGCAUCACACGCAUUCACGCAUUCACUGCUUUAUUGUAA
Gregarina niphandrodes is the source of this 564-nucleotide messenger RNA. Its product is annotated as phosphopantothenoylcysteine decarboxylase. Lineage: Eukaryota; Apicomplexa; Conoidasida; Eugregarinorida; Gregarinidae. Gene Ontology annotation, cellular component: phosphopantothenoylcysteine decarboxylase complex. The coding region runs from base 1 to 564 and encodes 187 amino acids. The transcript has 2 exons. Gene Ontology annotation, biological process: coenzyme A biosynthetic process. Gene Ontology annotation, molecular function: FMN binding; phosphopantothenoylcysteine decarboxylase activity. The record is from RefSeq and is a predicted model, not a curated record.